GAAAUGUGUCCCAUCUUCCCCACCCCUACUACAUCUAAGCAAGAGUCUUUUAAGUCCAGAAAGAUAUACAAAGGUGUAUUUGAGUUAUAGUUUGUGUAUCUAUGUUUUCCUGCAGUUUAUUUAUUAGGGUUAUUUCAAAUAGGACCAACUGGUUAAGUUUACGAAUCUAAAUCGAUUGGAACGUAUCUUACAACGCACACGUAUACAAGAUUUGUGUUUAGUUUGGAGUUACUGAAACUACAGUUUCUUUUCCCCAAGCGGUUUCUUCCGCCUGUUAGUCAUCAUGUCUCAACAACAACAAGAACAAGAUAACUUGCAACAAGAACAAGACGCCCAACAAGCACAAUUUGUUCAGCAGGAAACAAUUGUUGAUGAUGAAACACAACAACAGGAAGGAAUGUCUCAAGACAAAUGGAAAGGGAAAGGGAACUUCAUGACUCCGCAGAUGAUGCACGCGCUUAAGAUGUCGCAGACACAAAGUCAGCACAAAUACAAACAAAAAUACAACAACGAAGUAAAAGGGCGAGGUUUCUCAGCUGCGGGAAAUUCCCUUGAUGCAGCGCGAGUUCGAAAGAACACGGCAGUUCAGAGUUCGAUAAAAUAUCACGAAAGUUUUGAGAAAUCAAAAGGAACUUAUACCCCGGUUAACGAAACGCCUGAACUUCAUCGAAUACGUUGCCAAAAACACCUCAGUGACACGGCAUAUAGAAGUGGUUUGUCCGACGUAUUGGAUCGGUUCAAAGGUUUUCAACGGCUUGAAUAUAAGGACUACGCCGACGUUCAAAGGAGUUUGAAAGCGGCAGAAAUCUCGGAUAAAAAUUACAAGGAAGAUUGGGAGUAUGACAAAAGCAACGUGUGUUACCCUGCCACACUUACGAGCACCUAUGAUGCAAAUACCAAGGCUCAAAGGAAUGCUAGUAAUAAAUAUUAUAAAGAAGGUUUGUCAAAAAGUCUUGAGAAUGUGCAUUAUGAUGUCACUAAGACAGAGUUGUACAAGAAAAUCCAAGACCAUUUGAAAGCAACCAGCAGUAAUGAAUAUAAAUCUGCUUAUGAGAAGAAUAAAGCCAACUACACCCCGAUACCCUACACACCAGACAUGAUUCGGUUUAGAGCUCUGAGCAAUGUCAUGAAUUGGAACAUGUACACAGCUGAGGCUCGAAAGUUAUGGGAACAUUAUCAUCUUGUUGUCCCAAUCCCCAUCAUUGCUCAAGCUUUGCAAACUGCCAAGAUGACAUCACAGAAGUGGUACAAAGCAGAUUUCAAGCGUGAUUGCAUCGGAAAAUCAGGACCAGCUGAUAUAAUACAUUACCCGCAAUUACAACAAGCAAGAAAAGCUGCAGGGUUUGCAAGCAAGGUUGAAUAUACCAAAGCUGCUGAUAAAGCAAAGUCUCAUUAUACCCUUGCACCCGAUGCCCCUGAUUUUAUUCGAGCAAAAAAGGCGGCUGAAUCCAGUAAUAUCAAGUACAAGCAGCAGAAAGCGAAGACGAUUGCUGACUUCCAAGGUUACCAACGUCUUGAUCCCAGCAUGCACCCUGUACUUGUGAAAACUAACAAAACACCAAGCGAUAAAGAGUAUAAGGAAGAUUGGGAAUACGAUAAACAAGUGAUCUACUACCCUGUACAUAUGACACCAGGUUACGAACAAACUGCUGAGGUUAAACAAGUCCAAAAAGAUUCAUACUACAAGAAAGAAUUUGAGAAGAACAAAGCCAAGAACAAGUUUGAUGUCACCACAACUUCCAGAUAUGCUGACAUGAAAGCUGACAUGACAUCCGAUGUGAAAUACAAGAAUGAAUAUGAAAAGAACAGAGGAAGAAAUCACACGGAGAUUCCAGAAACUCAUGAGAUGAGUUUAUCACAUAAGCUUCAACCAGUUCUUAGCAAAAAACAAUACACCCAAAAAUCAAAAGAACAACAGAAAAAUGUCCACGUUGGUUCAGAUGUGCAAGACAUCAGCCAUGCUGUGGAGAAACAAAAACAAGCCUCGAAAAACAGUUACAAGACUGACUACAAGCAGAAUGUGGUAGGAAAACCCCCCUCUGAUGUCACAGCUGCUUAUCCUGAGCACGACUUGCACAAAAAGAUGACACAUCUCACUAGCAAGCCGGAAUACACAAAGGAAGCUGAAAAGUUACGUCAAAGCAACAAUCUCCCACCUGACCAUCCAGAUUUUGCAAGAGCAAGGCAAUCAGCAAUGAAUGCUAGUGAUAUCGAAUACACCAAGCAGAAGAAGGAAGCCAUUGAUACUUACAGAGGUUUCCAAACUAUGGACAGCAGAGAUCACCCAGUAGUUCAACAAGCCAGUAAAGCUUCUCAACUUAUGUCAGAUAAAAACUAUAGAGAAGAUUGGGAGUACGAUAAACAAGUGGUUUACUAUCCAGUUCAUAUCACCCCUGCUUAUGAACAAGCUGCUGAUGUCAAGAAAGUUCAAAGUGAUGCAACUUACAAAGAGGGUUACAACAAGGGGAAAGACAAGAACAAAUAUGACGUAACAACUACUGAAAAAUACAUGGCUGCCAAAGAAUUGGAGAACACUUCAUCUGAUGUAAAGUACAAGAGCGCUUAUGAGAUGAACAAAGGGAAAAAUCAAACUUCAAUUCCAGAAACUCAUGAAAUGAGUCUAUCUAAGGAGCUUCAACCAGUUCUUAGCAAAAAACAAUACACUCAAAAGUCAAAGGAGCAACAACAACAUGUCCAUGUUGGUUCAGAUGUGCAAGAGAUAUCACAUGCAGUAUCAACACAACAGCAAGCAUCAAAGCAAGUUUACAAGAAAGAUUACAAGAAGAACAUUGUUGGAAGGGGACCUCAGGAUCCAGUGCAAGCUUAUCCUGAGCAUGACCAACACAGAAAAGCAACUAACUUAACCAGCUCGGCGGAUUAUCACAAGGAUGCAGAAGAGAUGAUGCAUCACCACACUCUUCCAGUUGAUGCUCCUGAGUUUAUAAGAGCAAAAGAAGCUGCAAAGAUAGCAAGCAAUUUGGAAUAUCAAAAGCAAAAGAAGGAAGUGAUUGACAAGUACAGAGGAUUCCAAACCAUGGACAGCAGUGACCAUCCUAUUGUACAACAAGGAAUUAAAGUUGCUGAAAUGGUUUCAAAUAUUCCAUACAAAGAAGAUUGGGAUUAUGACAAACAGAACGUUUACUAUCCAGUUCAUAUCACUCCUGGUUAUGAACAAGCCGCUGAUGUCAAAAAAGUUCAAAGUGAUGCAACUUACAAAGAGGGUUACAACAAAGGAAAAGACAAGAACAAAUAUGACGUAACAGCUACUGAAAAAUACAUGGCUGCCAAAGAAUUGGAGAACACUUCAUCUGAUGUAAAGUACAAGAGUGCAUAUGAGAUGAACAAAGGAAAGAAUCAAACUUCGAUUCCAGAAACUCAUGAGAUGACUUUGUCAAAGGAGCUUCAACCAGUUCUUAGCAAAAAACAAUACACUCAAAAAUCAAAGGAUCAGCAAAAAAAUGUUCACGUUGGUUCAGAUGUGCAAGAGAUAUCACAUGCAGUAUCAACACAACAGCAAGCAUCAAAGCAAGUUUACAAGGAAGAUUUUAACAAAAAUAUUGUUGGGAAAGGACCUCAGGAUCCAGCUAAAUCCUAUCCGGAAUAUGAUCUUCUUAGAGAAGUUUCUAAACAAGCUAGCAAGUCUGAGUAUGUGAGAGAGGCUGACAAGAUGAUGCACACCCACAAUCUUCCACUUGAUUAUCCAGAGUUUGUCAGAGCAAAGGAGAAUGCUAUUAAUGCCAGUGAUCGACAAUAUCAAAAGCAAAAGAAGGAAGUGAUUGACAAAUACAGAGGAUUCCAAACCAUGGACAGCAGUGACCAUCCUAUUGUACAACAAGGAAUUAAAGUUGCUGAAAUGGUUUCAAAUAUCCCAUACAAAGAAGAUUGGGAUUAUGACAAGCAAAAUGUUUACUAUCCAGUUCAUAUCACUCCUGGUUAUGAACAAGCUGCUGAUGUCAAGAAAGUUCAAAGUGAUGCAACUUACAAAGAGGGUUACAAUAAAGAAAAGGACAAGAACAAAUAUGAUGUAACAGCUACUGAACAAUACAAAUUUGCAAAGGAAUUAGAAAACACCUCAUCUAACGUGAACUACAAGAAUGAAUAUGAAAAGAACAAAGGGAAGAAUCAAACUUCGAUUCCAGAAACUCAUGAGAUGAGUUUAUCAAAAGAGCUUCAACCAGUUCUUAGCAAAAAACAAUACACUCAGAAGUCUAAGGAUCAACAAAAAAAUGUUCAUGUUGGUUCAGAUGUGCAAGAGAUCUCACGCGCAGUAUCAACACAACAGCAAGCAUCAAAGCAAGUUUACAAGGAAGAUUUCAACAAAAAUAUUGUUGGGAAAGGACCUCAGGAUCCAGCUAAAUCUUAUCCUGAAUAUGAUCUUCUUAGAGAAGUUUCUAAACAAGCUAGCAAGGCUGAAUAUGUGAGAGAAGCUGACAAGAUGAUGCACACCCAUAAUCUUCCCCUUGAUUAUCCAGAGUUUGUCAGAGCAAAGGAGAAUGCUAUCAAUGCAAGUGAUCGACAAUAUCAAAAGCAAAAGAAGGAAGUGAUUGACAAAUACAGAGGAUUCCAAACCAUGGACAGCAGUGACCAUCCUAUUGUACAACAAGGAAUCAAAGUUGCUGAAAUGGUUUCAAAUAUCCCGUACAAAGAAGAUUGGGAUUAUGACAAACAAAAUGUUUACUAUCCAGUUCAUAUCACUCCUGGUUAUGAACAAGCCGCUGAUGUCAAGAAAGUUCAAAGUGAUACAAAUUACAAGGAGGGCUACAACAAAGAGAAAGAUAAGAACAAGUUCAAUGUCACAGAUACUGAACAAUAUAAGUUUAAUAAAGAAUUAGACAACACUUCCUCAAAUACGAACUACAAAAGUGAGUAUGAGAAGAACAAGGGAAAGAAUCAAACUUCGAUUCCAGAAACUUAUGAGAUGACUUUAUCAAAGGAGCUUCAACCAGUUCUUAGCAAAAAACAAUACACUCAAAAAUCCAAGGAGCAACAACAACAUGUCCAUGUUGGUUCAGAUGUGCAAGAGAUAUCACAUGCAGUAUCAACACAACAACAAGCAUCAAAGCAAGUUUACAAGGAGGAUUUCAAGAAGAACAUUGUUGGAAAAGGACCCCAGGAUCCAGCUAAAUCCUAUCCUGAAUAUGAUCUUCUUAGACAAGUUUCUAAACAAGCUAGCAAGGCUGAAUAUGUGAGAGAAGCUGACAAGAUGAUGCACACCCACAAUCUUCCACUUGAUUAUCCAGAGUUUGUCAGAGCAAAGGAGAAUGCUAUUAAUGCCAGUGAUCGACAAUAUCAGAAGCAAAAGAAGGAAGUGAUUGACAAGUACAGAGGGUUCCAAACCAUGGACAGCAGUGACCAUCCUAUCGUACAACAAGGAAUCAAAGUUGCUGAAAUGGUUUCUAAUAUCCCAUACAAAGAAGAUUGGGAUUAUGACAAACAGAAUGUUUACUAUCCAGUUCAUAUCACUCCUGGUUAUGAACAAGCUGCAGAUGUCAAGAAAGUUCAAAGUGAUGCAACUUAUAAGAAAGGAUUCAAUGAAGACAAAGACAAGAACAAGUAUAAUGUAACAGACACUGAGCAGUACAAAUUUUCUAAAGAACUGGAAAAUACAGCAUCUGAUGUAAAGUACAAGAGUGCUUAUGAGAUGAACAAAGGAAAGAAUCAAACUUCUAUUCCAGAAACUCAUGAGAUGAGUUUAUCAAAAGAGCUUCAACCAGUUCUUAGCAAAAAACAAUACACUCAAAAGUCAAAGGAACAACAAAAAAAUGUUCAUGUUGGUUCAGAUGUGCAAGAGAUCUCUCAUGCAGUAUCAACACAACAGCAAGCAUCGAAGCAAGUUUACAAAGAAGAUUUUAACAAAAAUAUUGUUGGAAAAGGACCUCAGGAUCCAGCUAAAUCCUAUCCUGAAUAUGAUCUUCUUAGACAAGUUUCUAAACAAGCUAGCAAGGCUGAGUAUGUGAGAGAAGCUGACAAGAUGAUGCACACCCAUAAUCUUCCACUUGAUUAUCCAGAGUUUGUCAGAGCAAAAGAGAAUGCUAUUAAUGCCAGUGAUAGACAAUAUCAAAAGCAAAAGAAGGAAGUGAUUGACAAGUACAGAGGAUUCCAAACCAUGGACAGCAGUGACCAUCCUAUUGUACAACAAGGAAUCAAAGUUGCUGAAAUGGUUUCAAAUAUCCCGUACAAAGAAGAUUGGGAUUAUGACAAACAGAACGUUUACUAUCCAGUUCAUAUCACUCCUGGUUAUGAACAAGCCGCUGAUGUCAAGAAAGUUCAAAGUGAUGCAAUUUAUAAAAAAGGAUUCAAUGAAGAGAAGGACAAGAACAAGUUUAAUGUCACUGAUACUGAACAGUAUAAGUUUGCAAAAGAACUUGGAAACACUUCAUCUGAUGUUAACUACAGAAGCGCUUAUGAGAUGAACAAAGGAAAGAAUCAAACUUCGAUUCCAGAAACUCAUGAGAUGAGUUUAUCAAAGGAGCUUCAACCAGUUCUUAGCAAAAAACAAUACACUCAAAAGUCAAAGGAUCAGCAGAAAAAUGUCCAUGUUGGUUCAGAUGUUCAAGGAAUAUCACAUGCUGUUUCCACCCAAAAACUUGCCUCUGAUGUUCCAUAUCAUGCCAACUAUGACAAGGAAAUGCUGGGGCGAGCACCGGCAGAUGUAGCCAAUGCGUAUCCUGAAUAUAAACAGCUAAGAGAAGUUUCAAAACAAUCCAGCAAGGCUGAAUAUGUGAGAGAAGCUGACAAGAUGAUGCACACCCACAAUCUUCCACUUGAUUAUCCAGAGUUUGUCAGAGCAAAGGAGAACGCAAAGAAUGCCAGUGAUCUUGAGUACAAAAAGCAAAAGAAGGAAGUGAUUGACAAGUACAGAGGGUUCCAAACCAUGGACAGCAAUGACCAUCCUAUUGUACAACAUGGGAUUCGAGUAGCAGAUCUUAUUUCUGAUCGUAACUACCGUGAAGAUUGGGAAUACGAGAAGCACAUGAUAUAUUACCCUGUUCAUAUCACUCCUGGUUACGAACAAGCACUAGAUGUAACCAAAUACCAAAGCAAGGCUGCAUACCUCAAGAAUUAUGAUGAAAACAAAUCAAAGAACAAGUUUAAAGUAACCGACACUGAGCAGUAUCAGACAGCAAAGAAUCUUCUUGAACUUGUUUCUGACAAAAAUUACCCCGAUGGUCUUGGACCUUUUCAUUCUGUGUCCGAAACCCAUGAGAUGGAACGAGCAAAGUCUCUUCAGCCACUGAAGGAAACGGUUUACAGCAAAGAAGCAAGGAAAGUGUUAAACAACUACAACCUAGACAGCAGCACCCAAGGAAUUUCCCAUGCACUGCUCAGCCAGAAGAAUAUGUCACGUCAGGAAUAUCUUGAGAACUUCAAGAAGAAUGUGCUUGGAAAAUGUCCUAAGGAUCUUGAGUCUUACCCAGAGUAUAAGUUUGCCCGCGAUGUGUCUAAUAUGGCAAGCAAGAGAGGGUAUGUGAGAGAAGCUGACAAGAUGAUGCACACCCACAAUCUUCCACUUGAUUAUCCAGAGUUUGUCAGAGCAAAGGAGAAUGCUAUUAAUGCCAGUGAUAGACAAUAUCAAAAGCAAAAGAAGGAAGUGAUUGACAAGUACAGAGGAUUCCAAACCAUGGACAGCAGUGACCAUCCUAUUGUACAACAAGGAAUCAAAGCUGCAGAACUUGUUUCAGAUAAAACAUACAAAGAAGAUUGGGAGUACGACAAACAAAUGAUCUACUUCCCUGCUCAUAUAACACCUGGAUACGAGGCUACUGUUGCAGCCAGCGAUGCACAAAGUGAUACAAAAUAUAAGAAGAACCACAAAGAAACAAAGGCUUUAAAUAAGUUCAAGGUUACUGACACUGAACAAUAUAAAUCCAACAAAGCAACUGCUGACUUAGUUUCUGAGGUGAAAUAUCGUGAGGAUUACGAAGCCAAGAAAGGCAAGAAUGUGAAACAAAUUGAAGAAACUCCCGAGAUGGUUUUAUCCAAAUCACUUCGACCGAUUGUGAGCAACAAACUUUACAUGGAUAGUGCGAGGAAAAUUAUGCAGAAAUACAACCUUGAUGCUUCCAUGCAAGGAAUCGCCCAAGCUCUUUCAUCACAGAAAGUUGCCAACAGACAUCAAUACGUUGAAGACUUCAAGAAGAAUGUUGUUGGGAAAGCUCCGGCUGAUCUUACUGGAUCUUACCCCGAGUACGAUCAUGCACGAGAAGUCUCCAAGAUGAUUAGCAAGCCAUUAUAUGUAAAAGAAGCUGACAAGAUCAUGCACCAUCACAAUCUUCCACUUGAUUAUCCAGAGUUUGUCAGGGCAAAGGAGAAUGCUAUCAAUGCAAGUGAUAGACAAUAUCAAAAGCAAAAGAAGGAAGUGAUUGACAAGUACAGAGGAUUCCAAACCAUGGACAGCAAUGACCAUCCUAUUGUACAACAUGGGAUCAAAGCUGCUGAGCUUAUAUCAGAUAGAAAGUACAAGGAGGAUUACAUGGCAGAUAAAGACAUCAUUUAUUACCCUGUCCAUCUGACUCCUGGGUAUGAAGCUGCAGUCAAAUCUAAUGAACAUCAAAGUGAUGUCUCUUAUAAGAAAGCUCACAACAAAGAAGGUGGAAAAAACAACUACAAGUUUGCCGAGACAGACACAUAUAAGGGAGCCAAGGAAAUGGAAAAACUAAAAGAUCAUAUAUACAAAGGAGAAUACCCUCGUGACUUUACUGCAAUUGAAUUGACUCCAGAGAUGGAAAUUUCAAACUUGGUCAAGACCAUACUUAGUCAUUCUAAGUAUACAAAGGAUGCCAAGAAAAGAUUGGACGUCUACAAUGUAGAUAUUGGAGACCAAAGACUCUCACAUGCUAUGCAUGCUACACAGAUUGGGUCUGAGAAUUUAUAUCGCAAACGUUUCUUGAAAGAGACUCAUGGGAAAGCCCCUGCUGAUGUCACAAUAGCUCACCCUGAAUAUGAACACGCAAAGGAAGUUGGAAAAAUGAUCAGUAAACCUGCUUACAUAAAAGAAGCUGACAAGAUGAUGCACCAUCACAAUCUUCCACUUGAUUAUCCAGAGUUUGUCAGAGCAAAGGAAAAUGCUAUUAAUGCAAGUGAUCGACAAUAUCAAAAGCAAAAGAAGGAAGUGAUUGACAAAUACAGAGGAUUCCAAACCAUGGACAGCAGUGACCAUCCUAUUGUACAACAUGGGAUUAAAGCUGCAGAGCUAGUUUCACAGGCCCGCUACAUUGAAGACUACUUGGCUGACAGAAGCAUCAUAUAUUUCCCUGCUCAUCUCACUCCUACGUAUGAAGCUGCAAGCAAAGCUGCUCAAUACAGUGAUCCAAAAUACAAAGAGAAAUACGAGAAAUUAAAGGGAACGAACAAGUUUGACCCAACUUCAACAGAACAAUAUGGAAACUUGAAACAAUCAAGAGCAAUAAUCAGUGAGAAAUCUUACAAAGAAGAUGGUAUGAAGCGACUUGCAACAGAAUUCUCACCGCUCGACGAGACGCACGAGAUGGUUAUUUCAAAACAACUUAAACCUUUGCAACCAGCGGAAUACCAAAAGUUGGCCAAGGAGCUACAACACAAGUAUCAUCUGAACGUCGAACUACCGGAAAUCACUCACGCUAUCUGUGUGUCACAAUUGGCAUCAAAGAACAAAUACAUUGAUGACUACGCAAAGAAUGUGAAAGGAAAAGCACCAGCAGAUAUUGCUAACUCUUACCCUGAAUACAUUCAUGCACGAAAUGUAUCCAAGCAAACAAGCAAGGCUGAGUAUACAAAGAGUGGAGAGGAAGCCCGCCAUAAAUUUACUCUUCCUGUCGAUACACCAGAACUUAACCGAGUAAAACAAGCAUCCAUUAAUGCCAGCGAUCUUGAGUACAAGAAACAAAAGAAGGCAGUGAUUGACAAGUACAGAGGGUUCCAAACCAUGGAUAGCAAUGACCAUCCUAUUGUACAACAAGGAAUCAAAGCUGCUGAACUUGUUUCCGAGAAAAGGUACAAGGAGGAUUACAUGGCUGAUAGGGAUAUGAUCUAUUACCCAGUCCAUCUAACACCUGGAUAUGAAGCUACACAAGCAACUGAUAAAAUCAAACCAGCGACCUAUACAGCUAAGCAUAACAAGGAAAAACAACAACAUCGGUUCAACAUGGCUGACACUGAACAUUAUGCGCAAACAAAGGACCAACAAUUGGCAUUGUUGGAUCAAAACUACAAAGUCUCCCCUGAAGAAAUGUCCAAGUUGACUCCCGUCUCUGACUCUCUCCAGCAAUCUCAUCUUAAAGAUAUGAAAGAUAUGAUGAGUCAUAAAUCUUACACUGAAAGUGCAAAGAAGCUUUUGGAGAAAUACAACCUUAGUGCUGAUGUUAUUCAAAUAGCUCACGUGUUGGCUACAUCUCCUCUUGUUUCCGAUGUGAAUUAUAGGGAAAAUUACUUGAGUGAGCUCAAAGGGAAAGGUGUUUCUAAACCAGGCAUUGAGCAUUAUCCUGGGUAUAUUCAAGCAAAAGAAAACACCAAACUCGCAAGCAAGAGUGAAUACGUAAAAGCAGGGGAGAGCAUUCUACAUCAAUACACAAUGCCGUUGGAUACACCUGAACUUAACAGGGCAAAGCAGUCAGCUAUUAAUGCAAGCGAUCUUGAAUACACAAAACAAAGGAAACAAACAAUUGACAAUUACCGUGGAUUCCAAACCAUGGACAGCAAGCAUCACCCGAUCGUUCAACAUGGAAUUAAAGCUGCAGAUCUUAUAUCUGAGCGCAAGUACAAGGAAGAUUAUAUGGAGGAUAGAAAUCUUAUAUAUUACCCUGUCCAUCUAACUGCUGGGUAUGAAUGCGCAACCAAAGCAAGUCAAUUCAUGAACAAGCAAUCGUAUCAGAAGAAUUACCUCCGUGAUAGAAACGAUGUGCAUUAUGAUGUCACAAAGACAGAUGGUUACAAAAAUAUGGUGGAGAUGCAGAAAUUAUCCGAUGCAAGCUACAAAGCUGACCCAGCCAGUGGUAAAUUCACUUCAGUUAAAGACAGCAUUGAUCUUGCCAGAGCGAGGGCUGUCAAACCUCUGGUCAGUUAUUGGUUUUAUAAAGAUGAAGCCAAAAGAAUGCUGGAUAAAUACAAUGUGGAUUCGGCUGACUACCAUAUGGUGCAUGCACUCCAUGCAAACCAUUUGGCAUCUGACGUUGAAUAUCGCAACCAAUGGUUGAAAGAAGUCAAAGGAAAAGGAAACAAUGAAAACUUGGAAAGUUAUCCUGAAUAUCAACAAGCUAUUAAAGCUGGAAAGCAAGUUUCUCAGAACGCCUAUGUAAAAGAUAGUGAGAAGGGAAUGAACAAUUACACCAUUCCUCCAGAUAUGCCAUCCAUUAAACAUGCUCGGGAAGUUGAUGAUAUGAUUAGUAAUUUGGAGUACAAAAAGUCUUUGAAACAAACAAUCGACAAUUACCGUGGAUUCCAAACCAUGGACAGCAAGCAUCACCCGAUUGUUCAACAUGGAAUUAAAGCUGCGGAUCUUAUAUCUGAGCGCAAGUAUAAAGCAGAUUAUAUGGAGGAUAGAAAUAUCAUAUAUUACCCCGUCCAUCUAACCGCUGGGUACGAGGCGUGCGUCAAUUCAAACAAAUUUGCAAGUGAUGCUGAUUACAAGAGGUGGUACAACAAGAACAUCCGAGGUAAAGGCAACUUUCCUGUCAAUCUUACCCCUGGCUACGCACAAGCUCAGAGUAUGAAGCCAUAUAUCAGUGAGUGUUUGUACAAAGAGGAAUACGAGAAGGGCAAAGGCUCCGGAUUUACUGUGGUCCCUGAUGCAAAUGAAAUGCAUAACCUCAAAGUCGUUCAACCAUGGAUGAGUCAGAAACAUUACAAAGAAGCUGCCCGAGACUUGAUGGGAAAAUAUCAUCUUGAUGUGGAGGUUCCUGUCAUAGCUCGAGCUAUUUACAACUCGGCAAUGCUUUCCCCUGCAUUGUAUAAGCUUGAUUAUGCAAAUGAAGUGAAAGGAAAAGCUGCACAACACCUUGAAGCAUCACCUUUGUUCAAGAACGCAAUUAAAGCAACAAAACUUGCUAGUAAUGUUGAAUAUGGAAAAGCUGCUGAGGAAGGAAUGAAUAAUUAUACCUUGGGACUUGACACAACUGAUAUCCAACAAGCAUUAAUUGCUGAUAAGCUUACCAGUGAUGUUGAAUACAAGAAAUCCGGGCAGGAGGUGGCUGGUUCUUGCCAAGGAUAUUUCAAGCUUAAUUCUUCUCAGAUUCCACAAUAUCAGAAAGCAAGAGAUGUUGCCGCCAAUGCCAGUGAUAGCAAGUACAAAGAGGAAUACAAUGAAAUGAAGCAUUACGUUUAUUUCCCAUACCACAUCACACCAGAGUACGAGAAGAAGGCAGAUGCUUAUAAGUUUUUCAGCAAUGCUCACUACAUGAGGAAUUAUGAAGAAAACAAAGGGAAACAGAACUUCAAGUAUCAUGAGAUUCCUGCUUAUUUAUCAAACAAAGAACUUAAUGAAGUCAUGAAUGUUCAUAAAGACAGGAAAGCUCUAAGGGAAAUGUACCUGAAGGGUUACCACACUUCACCUGAUGAUGUCACCAACCAGCAUGUCAGGGAAGUCCAAAUGAGACUGAGCAACAAUGUUUACAAAGCUGCUGCUAAAGAAGUGAUGGAUAAAUACAACAUCACUGCUGAGCUACCAGAAAUCAGACAAGCACUUUCAUCAUCAAAGCUUGUCAGCCAGAAUCUCUACAAAGAACAACACAACAAAGAGAAGGGUCAAGGAAUGGAUUAUAAUCCUGAUAUUCCAACCUAUCAACAUGCAAGGAAAGUUAGAACCAUCGUUAGUGAUAACUUAUACAAAGAUGAAGCCGCACAGAAUCUACAUCAAUAUUCUGUAAUACCCGAUACGCCCCAUCUUACCCAUGCUAAGACUGUGGCUCAACAAACCAGUGAUGUUGAAUAUAAAAAAGAUGGAAAAGAAAUUACAUCCAAAGUUCGGGGUUAUCAGUUUUUGAAGGCAUCAGAACAACGUGACGUGGCACACGCCAGUAAAGUUAACGACCUCAUUUCACCUGCUAAAUAUAAAGAGGAAUAUAAUGAACUGAGAAACAUCAUCUAUUUCCCUGUUCAUCUUACUGAUGGGUAUGAAACUUGUAUUCGUGCAAACAAGUUCGCAUCUCCUGCCACAUACAAACGUAACUGGUUGAAAGAAAGAUUCCGUAACAACUACAAAGUUCAUGAAACAGAAGGCUACAAACAAGAACGCGAAAUACAAAAGAAGAUUAGUGCAAUCGCAUAUAAAGCCGAAUACAACAGAAAUGUUGGAAAAUGUCCGUUUAUCACAGAAACCCCUGAACGCUCUCACAAUCGAGAUAUGAAAGACAUGUUUAGUGAUAAAAAGUAUCGUCAUUCUGCCCGUGAUGUAAUGGAUAAAUAUCAUCUUAUUACUGAUGAACCUCGGAUGGUGACAGCUAUUCAAGCGAUGGACCUCGUUAGUGAUGUAAAAUACAAAGAAGAGUACGAAAAAGAAAAAGGCAAAGGAACAGCGAACAUCCAUGAAACACCACAGAUGGUUCAUGCAUUGCAAGUUGCAAAACUCACUAGCGAUAAACCUUAUAGGCAAGUUGCUUUAAAAGAGUUACAAAAAGUUACUUUGCCCGAAGAUGCAACAACAAUUGUGCACGCCCAAGAAGCUGGAAAACUUGUUAGUGAUAUCACUUACAAGAAAGAUGCGUUUGAAAACAAGAUGCAAGGUUACAACCGAUUGCCUCUAAAAGACAACUAUCAGUUGAACAGACUUGAUAAAAUAAAAGACCUUCCAUCUGAGGUUCAGUACAAGAAAGAUUUCUAUGAGCAGAAGGGGCAGCUUAUCCCAGUGGUUGACACCCCUGAGCAACGACAUGCACAGAAACAACAGAAAAUUCAAAGUGAUGCCGUUUAUAAGAAGGAUCUUGAAAAACACACAAGAGGUCGCGGCCUCACGACGGAUACUACUCCUCAACUUGAUCAUGCUAAACACAUGGUGUCGCUCUUGAGCGAGAACCAAUACAAAGCUGGUACAAAGGACCAGCAUCAAUGGCAGAGCAGUGAAGCAACGAAUACACCGACUGCUAUCAAAGCAAAAGAAACUACUGCCCUUGUCAGUGAAAACAAAUAUAAAGAAGAGCAUGAGAAAUCCAAAGGACAAGGUUGCAAUGAAAUCACGCCAGCUAUUGCCCACGCUGCUACUAUUGCCAAGGUUGUAAGUGAAAAUGUAUACAAGGAAAAACACAAAGAAGAUUCAAAAAUACCAACAGCAUUCAGUGUUUUACCUUCAACUCCGUAUAUUGAGCAUGUACAGAAAGUUGCUCAGAAAGCAAGCGAGAUUAAAUACAAAGAACAACAUCAGAAAGAGGACAUUGGACAACCCUCAGAACUAAAGGAUUCGGUUUUAAUAAAAAAGAACAAAGAAACAACUGAACUACAAAGCAAUAUUGAAUACAGAAAGCAAGGAGAGAAAGAGGCCGAAGCAAACAAAGGAUACCUAACUUGUUUGGAAGAUAUGCCAAAGAUGAAACACGCAAAGAAGAUGAGGGAUGUCUUCAGUGAUUUCCGUUACAAAGAAGCUUAUGAGAACGAGAAAGGAAUUGUGUUCUAUCCCUACUUUUUAACUCCACAAUAUGAAAAUCAAGUGAAAGCUGGAAAACUUCAAAGCCAGAAUGUAUAUACAAAGAAAGCAGAGGAAGGCAGACACACCUUCAAACUCACAACUGACCAACCAAACUUUAAACAAGCAAAAGUGGCAAAUAAUCUUAUUUCUGAUCUCAAGUACAGACAACCCCACAAAGGCAAAGGAGCCAAAGUAAAGGAUUCCCGAGACGUACCAUCUAUCUUACACUCAAAGAAAAUGCAGGAGUUGUUCAGUGGUAUAAGAUACAGGAACGAAUAUGAAAAAAUCAAAGACAAAUAUCAUCUUGAUGUUUCUACACCAAGUAUUGUCAACGCUAAGCGAGCAUCUCAAUUACUAAGUGAUACAACAUACAAAGAGGAAUACAACAAGGAGAAAGGCCAACCUUUUGACACUUACCAGGAUUCCCUUCAAAUGAAACACAUGCGCACAAUGCCUGACAAACUCAGUGAAAACAAAUAUCGACAAGAUUUGAUUCUUUCCCGUGGGAAAGUCAUUCAAGUUGCUGACACUCCUUGGUUGGCAACUUCUAAACGCGCUCAACAGUUCAUCAGCCAUAUCAAGUACGGCCAGAAAAGUGGACGAAAGUUGAAAUGCAAGUUCCAGCCGGAUAAAUUCAACAAACACGUGAAGAAUGUGACCGACAGUAUCAGUGCUGCAAAAUACCAUGAUGAUUACGAAAACUUUUUCCGAGGUAACUUGAUACCAAUACCUGAAACACCAGAGACCAAGCAAGCAAUGAUGAAUAGUAAACUGUUUAGCAAGAGUGGUUACAAACAAAAGGCAAAAGAAGACCAACAGCAUUAUCUUCUUGUUCCUGAUGAUCCCGAGUUCCAAAGGUUGAAGGAUGCAGCAACAUAUCUUAGCGAUAUUGCAUACAAGGGUGAGGCACAAAAAGAGCAUUCACAUUUCACAACAGUGUCCGACACACCUACGAUGGUGAAAGCAAAAGAAAGCCAAGAAAUGCAGAGCGAGAAAACAUACAAAGGAAACUUGAAAAAAGAUUUAGCAACUGGUUUCCAACUUCCGUCUGAAGGAACCGCCACAAUGCAACAACAAUGUUAUGCUUCAACGCUCACAAGUGACAAGGCGUAUAAAGAUAAAGCUGAACAGCUCGUUCAUGACCCAACUGCAUUCACUCAGAUGAAAGAAACAAGAGAAACCGGUCAUGCUAAGAAAGUCACUCACACCAUUAGUGAUAUCAAGUACAAAGAGCUUGCAAAGAAACGUCUUCACCAAGUCCAUCCAACAGAGGAAGACCCAUGGAUGAAGAAAGCAAAGGAAGUCAACAAACAUAUAAGUGAUGUUACAUACAAAUCAAAGGACAAAGACAUGGCCCACCAAUACAAACUAAAGGAAUCUGACAACUUCAUGAAGCAUGCUAAAAAUGUGCGUGAUAAUAUAAGUGAAGCAAACUAUAAGAAAGAUUUUAAUGAAAACAUUGGAGUUUGUUGGUCUUCUCAUCCACAUGAACAAAAGUUCCUUCAUGCAAAGAAAGUGGGAGAUCUUGUUAGUCAGAAUAAAUACAAGGAAGAAGCUCGUAAGAUGAAAGGAAAAUAUCACAUCCCACAAGACACUCCCGAGUUCGAACGCUUCAGAAAAGUUAAAGAUGACGUCAGUGAGUCGAAAUACAAGGACAAAGCUGGAGAGUUUACCAUACUGGAAAGCACACCAGAUAUUAAACAUGCAACUGAAGUGUCAACUCUUGUUAGCAAGAAUAAAUAUAAAGAAGAUUUUGAAAAAACGAAAGGCCAAUAUCAGACGAUUGAGGAUGAUUUGAAUAUGAACCAUGCAACACAAGUUAACAAGAUGCUAAGCAAGGCGGAAUAUAAGAAGAAGCACAAAGAAAUGCAGAAGGAAGGUUAUACACUUAUCGCUAAUCGUCCUGACACCGAACAUAUGCAAAAAGUACAAAGAAACGUCAGCGAUGUGACGUACAAGAAAGAAGCCAAGGAUUCAACUGACAAAGAGUUCACCAUCUUGGAAAAAUCACCAGAGAUUGAACAUGCAGUGAACACGGCAAAGAUGCAAAGCACUGUUCACUACAAGCAGAAGGUUCAAGGUAAAGACAUUGAGAUGCUAAAGACGCCUUCAAUGAAACAUGUGAUGGGAGCUAAUAAGCUGCAGAGUGAGCUUGAAUACCGAAAGGAGUUCGACAAAGAAAUUAAAGGGAAAGGCUGGAGAUUCACUAAAGAUACUCCUCAACAAAAGCAUGUGGAGAAUAUUGGAAACGUGCAAAGCCAGUACAAAUACACAAAGAAGUACCGAGACAAUGUUGGUACUGGUUUCACAAGUGUUACUGAUAGACCAGAUAUUCUCCAUGCAACAUCAUGCAAAGAUGUCAUCAGUGAUAAUGAAUACAAACGCCGGCACCGAGCGAUGACUGGAAAAGGUUACACCUUCACUCCUGAUAACCCAAGUCAGGCCCAUGUUGAAGAGGUGACACACACACAGAGUGAGCUUCAAUAUCGCCGAAAAUACGACAACACUGGCAAAGCUUGGCAGGUUGAAGAUUCUCCAUCUCUCGGACAUUUCAAGGAAGCUCAGAAACUUGUAGACAAUAUCGACUACAGAAAACAAGCGCGAGAAAUAAACGCUCGUGGAACGAAUAUGUCUGGUGAUGUCACGCCUUCGUCACUUCACCACAAGAGAGCACAAGAGAUCCUUGACGACAGAAAAUACAAAGCUGAUUACGAGAGGACAGUAAAAGGCAAAGGAAUGACAUUUGAUCUUCACGGAACUCCGUCUAUGAGUCACAUCAAGCAUGCAGAGGAUAUUAAGAGUGAUAUUCUGUAUAAAGAAGGGUAUGAAGCCACAAAAGGUCGGCCAACAGUCGUUAUGGACGCCCCGCACAUUAUUAAUGCUCAGAAAGCAAAUGAUCUUAUUAGUGAUGUUAAAUACAAGCAAGAUUACAAUGAACGAAGAGGUCAUGUACAUUCGAUGGUGGAUACACCAGAGAUGGUUCGUGCCAGGGAAAAUCAGAGUUUCUUAUCUCAGGUGAGAUUUCAUUGUUCUUACCAUGCGGUUGAUCAAACUAAGUCCACCAAGUUACAUUCAUUCAAAUUACAUCAGGUUAAAUACAAGCAAGAUUACAAUGAACGAAGAGGUCAUGUACAUUCGAUGGUGGAUACACCAGAGAUGGUUCGUGCCAGGGAAAAUCAGAGUUUCUUAUCUCAGGUCAAUUAUAAGUCUGAUGUUGAAUCAAUGAAAGGAAGAAACCAUUCGACUAUCCUUGACACUCCUGAGUUGAGACAAGUGAAGAAGAACACCUACAACUUUAGCACGAUCAACUACAAAUCUGAAGCUGAAAACAUGAAGCGAGCGGCUCAGUCAUGCGUGUUGGACACACCGGAGUUACGAAGAGUGAAACAAAACACUUACAACUUCAGCUCUAUAAACUACAAGGACAACUCCAGCAAAGGAAAAUCUGUCUCUGCUUGCUUAGACACACCAGAAUUAAGAACUGCACGCCAAAAUAGCAGAAACUUCAGCCAGAUUAAGUACCAGUCAGACUUCAACAACAUGAAAGGAAAGUACACGCCAGUUGCUGAUGACUUGAACAUGCAACGAGUGAAGCACGCCACUAGAAUAUCUUCAGAUCUUAAAUACAAAGGAAUGAAAGCAAAGAAUGAAGAUAUGGACAAAAUGAGGGCGACCAUUGAAGGACAAAAAGGGAAACAACAAUCGGCCAUUGUCCUUGAUAUGAAACCGAUUAAGGUCCAAACUGAACUUCCGAAACACCAAGUUGUAAAAUCUGAGCCGCUUAGACGUUGGAAACGAAACCCUGGAUCUAUAUUCGACUAUGAUCCUUCUGAAUAUGAAACUGAUACCGAAUACGAAAUGGGAAAACCUCACACCGUUACUGCUUCUGCAAAAACUGGCGGCGCCGAAAAUGAACAAAUAUACAACCGUCUGGUGACAUGGGAUUCUACAAACCUAAAUAAACACCCAACACCUUGGACUAACUACGUCAUGGGGUCCGGUUAUAAGCACGUCGGCGCGCCGUCUUCCGUGCUUGAUUACAGCUCAAGACAUAUAGCUCUUGCACCAUCUGGCGGCGGAGUAUCGAAGCAGUUCAAAGCGAUGUAUGAUUAUGCUGCUGCUGACGAUGAUGAGGUCACAUUCAAGGAUGGUGACGUCAUAAUCAAUGCACAAUCCAUUGAUGACGGUUGGAUGUUUGGUACUGUACUGCGUACUGGUGCAACGGGAAUGCUACCCGCCAAUUACGUUCAACUUUUGGCUUAAACAUGUUUCUGUAAAUAACAAAAUGUUUGUAUGAUGUUCUGUAAAUAUUGUGGAGUGUUCACCGGUUAAAUAAAACUACUCAACAGUGA
Molecule: messenger RNA, 18942 nt
Organism: Ciona intestinalis (vase tunicate)
Lineage: Eukaryota; Metazoa; Chordata; Ascidiacea; Phlebobranchia; Cionidae
Source: RefSeq, a predicted model, not a curated record